Messenger RNA from Pleurotus ostreatus (oyster mushroom), 7080 nucleotides. RefSeq names its product phosphatidylinositol kinase- protein kinase tor1. Lineage: Eukaryota; Fungi; Basidiomycota; Agaricomycetes; Agaricales; Pleurotaceae. The transcript is spliced from 31 exons. The coding region runs from base 1 to 7080 and encodes 2359 amino acids. Gene Ontology annotation, cellular component: TORC2 complex; TORC1 complex; nucleus. Gene Ontology annotation, biological process: protein phosphorylation; negative regulation of macroautophagy; TOR signaling. Gene Ontology annotation, molecular function: protein-containing complex binding; protein binding; protein serine/threonine kinase activity. The record is from RefSeq and is a predicted model, not a curated record.
AUGGCGUCCACAGUCCAGGUAGCUCAGACGGACGACCUGAGCAACAUCUUCCAAAACCUUAGAUCAAAGAAUACCGAUCUCAGAGACAGGGCAGCGGAGGACCUACGACGAUAUGUUGUCACCAAAGUCUCAGAGAUGACCCCGGACGCCGCUGCGAAGAUAUGGGACGACACAAUCAACCGAAAUCUGUUUGACUUGAUGCACAGUCAAAGCAAUACAGACAGAUUUGGUGGCUUACUGGCUAUUGACCACCUUCUGUAUCCGAAUGGGGAGGAAACAAUCGAAUCAAAACGACACUUGUAUCGGUUCUACAACUAUGUCAGGCAUCAACUUCCUAACCAUGAUAUCAAUCUCAUGCUCGCGGCAUCCAAAACGCUCGGUCAAAUAGCCCAUGCAGGUGGCGCUGCGUUUGGCGACAAAUUCAUGGACUACGAAGUCCAGGGUGCGAUAGAAUUGAUGCAACCGGACAAACAAGAGUCCCCCCGCUAUGCUGGAGUCCUCAUCCUCAAAGAAUUGGCGAAGAACAGUCCUAGUCACUUCUCGUCACAUAUUGGCGUCGUGCUCGACAAUAUUAUACUGCCACUGAGAGAUCCGCGGGUCAUAGUACGCGAAGGAGCUGCUGAACUGCUUGCAGCUUGCCUGGAAAUCAUUACCAAACGCGAAAAGCAAUCACGAAACGCUCACCUACAGAAGAUCCUGCAGGAUGCGCAGCUUGGGCUAAGACAGUCGCAGCCGGAAGUCAUACAUGGCUCCCUCCUCACCUACCGUGAACUGCUGAUCUACGGAAAGAUGUUCUUCAAGGAUGCGUUCGUAGAUGCCGCCGAAACUAUCCUUCGAUUCAAGUCACAUAGGGACAGCCUGGUCCGCAAGAUGGUUAUAACGCUGAUACCUACAUUGGCCGCACAAGCCAAACGAACGCUCUUUUGGCAUGUACAUAUUAUUUAUUACCACCCUACUUUGCUAAAGCAAACUUCACCAGCAUUUAUCGCAAUCGGACAUACCGCCGCCGCCAUCAAUGGUGAUAUGAAGCCUUUCCUGGAGCCAAUCAUGUCGCAUGUUAAAUUGGGCUUACAAGCUCGAGGAAAAAAGAACGCCCCUUCAGAGGAACCCAUCUUCCAAUGUGUCGGCAUGCUUGCCAAAGCUGUCGGCCCCAACUUAACGAAACUCCUUCAUGAUCAAUUAGACUUAAUGUUCGCCUGCGGGUUGAGCGGAGCGCUGAUCAGUGCACUCAAAGAGAUCACCACCAAUAUCCCCCCGCUCCUGAAGACGAUCCAAGAUCGCCUGCUAGACAUACUCUCUCUGAUCCUCAGCAAUCAGCCAUAUAAGCCACUCGGCGCUCCACCUUCACUCGGUCGCGACGCCAACGUCGUUGCGCGGGAGCUAAGCACAACCCAGAUCAACGAGCAUAAUUCCGACCGGAUAACUCUUGCUUUGACAACUCUUGGCGACUUCGACUUCAGUGGUCAUGUUUUGAACGAAUUUGUGCGCAACUGCGCUUUACCGUACCUGGAAAGCGAUAAUGCGGAAAUCCGGGAAGCUGCAGCUGUUACAUGUUGUCGACUUUUCGUUCAAGACCCGAUAUGUUAUCAAGCCAGCAAUCACGCCAUCGAAAUCAUCAGUGAUGUCCUGGACAAGCUGCUCACAGUUGGAAUCGCUGAUCCGGAUGCUAAAAUUCGACAUGUUGUCCUAUCGAAUUUACACGAACGCUUCGACAAACAUCUCGCCCAAGCAGAGAACGUACGAUCUCUCUUCAUUGCUCUAAAUGACGAAGAGUUCAAGAAUCGCGUGACGGCGGUGGGGCUUAUUGGCCGGCUUGCUAGGCACAAUCCUGCAUAUGUGAUGCCGGCCCUUCGCAAGGCUUUCAUUCAGUUGCUGACUGAAUUGGAGUAUUCUGGCGUGAUGCGUAAUCGCGAAGAAUGCACGCGGCUGCUGACCCUUCUGGUUAGUGCGACUCAACGACUCAUUAAACCAUACGCCCUCUCGAUGCUCCGCGCCCUUCUCCCGAAGGCCAACGAUAGCAACCCUACGGUAGCCUCAAACGUCAUGACGUGCCUUGGCGAACUGGUUUGCGUUGCUGGUGAAGACGCGAUGCCCAACGUUCCCGACCUGAUGCGGGUCAUUAUUGAUAGACUUAACGAUCCAGCCCUUGUAAAACGAGACGCGGCUCUACACACCUUGGGUCAAGUCUGUUCCAGCACCGGAUAUGUGAUCCAACCCCUCGUCGACUAUCCCCAGCUCCUCCCGACGUUGGUGCGGAUCUUGCGCACGGAGAAUACGGUGUUUGCAAAGCGGGAAGUAGUGAAGGUCCUUGGGAUUCUUGGCGCUCUAGAUCCUUUCAGACGCAAGGUAAUGUCGGAUUCCUUGUUUAAAGCCUAUUCACUGAGCGAUUGUUCGAAGAGCAAAACUCAGGAAGAGCCACCACCAGAGCCCGCUGAAGCUCCAGCGGGCUCUGCCUCCGCCGUUGCUGCUGCCGCUGCCGCCGCACAAGCAAAUGUUGCAGUUGGGACGGAUGAUUAUUUCCAGACUGCGGUCAUCACGUCUUUGCUAGCUGUCCUCAAGGAUCCUUCUUUGAGUGGUCAUCACCACACUGUGAUAGAGGCCAUUAUGUCUAUCUUCAAGACUCAAGGACUCAAAUGUGUGACGUUUCUUCCUCAGAUCAUCCCUGCGUUCUCGCUUGUUGCCAGAACGUCCACAGUUCGAAUGCAAGAAUUUCAUCUCCAGCAACUCGCCAUCCUCGUUGCCAUUAUCAAGCAACACGUUCGCAACCACGCGAUGCGGUUAUAUAGGUUGAUCAUCGAGUUGUGGGACAACCCUGCCCUGCACCUUCCUCUCGUUUCGCUCAUUGAAGCUCUGGGAAACGCUUUAGACUCCGAGUUCAAGCCUUUCUUAGCCACGCUAAUCCCUUUGAUCCUAAAGAUCUUCGAUCAGGAAUUGACGGACAAACGAAUGUUGACCCAGAUCAAGAUAUUUGACGCAUUCGUCACAUUUGGAACGAAUAUAGAGGAAUACCUCCAACUAGUGAUCCCGGUGAUAGUCCGCACAUAUGAACGGACCGACGCGUCGUCGGCGUUGAGGAAGAAGGCCAUUCAUACCAUUGAAUCGCUCUCGGCCCGUGUCAACUUUUCUGACCACGCAUCCCGAAUAAUACAUCCGCUUGUGCGGGUGUUAGACACUGCUGGUAAUGACAUUCGUCAAACUGCAUUGGAUACAUUGUGCGCGUUUGUGUAUCAACUGGGCUCUGAUUUCGCGAUAUUCGUGUCUACCAUCCAGAAGGUCAUGGCGAAACACCGUAUAACGCACCCCAAGUACGAAGGGCUCAUAGCGAAACUUCUGAACGGCGAACAUCUCGUCCAAGAAGCUUCAAAAAGCCAGGACCUCCCAGCCCCCGCUGAAGCGACGAAACUCACAGUGAACCAACAGCACCUUAAGCAAGCAUGGGAUACGUCCCAGGUAUCAACUUUAGAGGACUGGGCGGAUUGGAUGCAUCGUCUUGAGGUCGAGUUCAUGAAAGAGUCGCCAUCCCAUGCCUUGCGAGCUUGCAUGAGCCUCGUUGAUAGUCAUCCUCCCCUGGCUAAGGAAUUAUUCAACGCGGCUUUCUUGUCAUGUUGGGGUGAGCUGUAUGACCAAUAUCAGGAAGACCUGGUUCGUUCCAUUGAAUUUGCUAUUACUUCGAGUACGGCCUCGACGGACUUGAUACACCGACUGUUGAACCUGGCGGAGUUUAUGGAGCACGAAGAGAAACCGCUCCCCAUCGAGCAUAGAACUCUCGGAGAGUACGCUAUAAAGUGUCGCGCAUAUGCGAAAGCGCUGCAUUACAAAGAGCUUGAAUUCUUCUCGGAAUCGUCGCCCACUAUCAUCGAGUCUCUGAUCUCCAUCAAUACCUGGCUGCAGCAACAUGAUGCUGCUUGGGGUACACUCCUCACAGCUGGGGAACAAUACGAUGUUACAAAACACGAAGAGUGGUACGAGAAGUUGGGACGAUGGCAAGAGGCUCUACAUGCCUACGAAAAGAAGGCGGAAACUUCUCCAUCGGCCCCUGGCAUAGCAAUCGGUAGAAUGAAGUGCCUCCACGCUUUAGGAGAAUGGGAUCAGCUAGCAGCUUUGGUAGAAGACCACUGGCCCAAUGCGAACCCCGAAGAUCGUCGAGAGAUCGCGCCAAUGGCUGCUGCUGCUGCUUGGUCACUGAGGGAAUGGGAUGCCAUGGAGGGCUAUAUCGGUACCAUGCGUGCUGAUGUAGCCGACAAAUAUUUCUACCGCGCCAUCCUCUCCGUCCAUCAGAACCAAUUCCCCAAGGCUAUGAUACACAUCGGAAAAGCAAGAGAUCACCUGAAGAAUGAUAUGUCUAGUUUUGUAGGAGAAGGUUACGGACAAUCCUACAACACUAUGGUUCGGGCACAAACGCUGUCGGAACUAGAAGAAAUUAUUGCUUACAAACAGUUCGCUGAUCAACCUGAACGGCAGGAAACUAUCCGUGCCACAUGGGUAAAACGGCUACAGGGAUGUCAGCCGGACGUAGAAGUAUGGCAGCGCAUUCUUCAAGUACGAACAUUGGUUCUUGGUCCAGAAGACGACCCAGUUAUGUGGAUCAAAUUCGCCAAUCUAUGCCGCAAAUCCGAGAGGAUGGUGCUGGCAGAGAAGACCAUCAAUUCGUUGCUUACUCCAGAAAAGGCACCUCCUGAGGUAGUCUAUGCGCAGCUGAAAUUUAUGUGGGCAACGGGCGCUAAGGAGGCCAGUUUGGAAUUUGUUCGCCGGUUUGCGACCAAUCUCGCUAAGGAUAUCGAACACGAGUCUGGUGACAGCGUCCCCAAGUCCUCGGUCUCUAAGACCAGACUUGACGAAUUCAACAAGCUCUUGGCUCGUUGCUACUUUAAGCAGGGUCAAUGGCAGAAGGAGCUGAAGGAAGAUUGGAACCAGAGAAACAUCGAUGACAUACUACGUUCUUUCCAAUCAGCAACUCGCCAUGAUCCAACAUGGUAUAAGGCUUGGCAUACUUGGGCAUUGGCUAACUUUGAAGUCAUCGGCUUCAUGGAAAAUCUCGAACCUCGUUCUGGGAGCACCCGAAGUAACAAGAUGGCAGCGCAUGUUGUUCAGGCUGUUGAAGGAUUCUUCCGGUCAAUAUCCCUUCGCAACGAGGACGCACUACAAGAUACUCUACGUCUUCUUACACUCUGGUUCAAAUACGGGGCCCACGAUGAAGUUAGCCAUGCCAUGGCAAGCGGAUUCUCGACCGUGGAGGUUGACACUUGGCUGGAAGUUAUUCCUCAGAUCAUCGCUCGCAUUCAAACGCCUCACAUUAACAUUCGUCGCAAUAUCAAUGCUCUACUUAUUGACGUCGGAAAGCACCAUCCACAAGCCUUGGUGUACCCCUUGACGGUGGCUUCGAAGUCUUCAAGUAAAAGUCGCCAAACCGCUGCUGCCUCAAUAAUGGAAAGAAUGCGUGAACACAGCGCGGAGAUUGUCAAUCAAGCGCUGCUAGUAAGCCGCGAACUCAUUCGGGUCGCCAUCUUGUGGCACGAGUUAUGGCAUGAAGGACUGGAGGAGGCUUCACGACUAUAUUUCACAGAAAACAACCCCGAAGGCAUGAUCAUGGCAUUGGAACCACUCCACGAAAUGAUUGCAGCCGGUCCGACGACCGCCCGAGAGAUUUCGUUCGUGCAAGUAUUCGGGCGGGAACUACACGAAGCACGAGAAGCUUGCCGACGUUAUCAUGAUUAUGGUGACACUGCCGAGCUUGAUAAAGCAUGGGAUAUAUAUUACGGUGUCUUCAAGAAAGUUGAGAAGCAGCUACCACAACUCACAACACUAGAUCUCCAAUAUGUCUCUCCCGCUUUGUUGAAAUCCAGAAACCUUGAGCUUGCCGUUCCUGGAACGUAUCAGAGCGGUCGUCCAAUCAUAAAGAUAGUCAGCUUUGCGACGAAGCUUACAGUAAUCUCUUCUAAACAGCGACCACGUCGUCUCUCAUUGGUUGGCAGCGACGGCAAGAAUUAUCACUAUGUCCUUAAAGGACACGAGGAUUUACGACAAGAUGAACGAGUCAUGCAGCUAUUCAGCCUCGUCAACACGCUACUCUCUGCGGACACUGAUAGCUUCCAGCGACGACUACAUAUUCAGCGAUAUCCGGUUAUCCCCCUUGCCCCUAAUGCUGGUCUCCUAGGGUGGGUCCAAGACAGCGACACCCUCCAUGUCCUAGUCCGCGAUUACCGGGAGUCCCGUAAAGUGUUGCUCAACAUCGAAUACCGCCUCAUGCUCCAGAUGGCCCCGGACUAUGAGAACUUGAUCCUACUUCAGAAAGUGGAGGUCUUCGAGUACGCCUUGGAGAAUACUACAGGGCAGGAUCUAUAUCGGGUUCUUUGGCUGAAGAGCACCACCUCAGAACAUUGGUUAGAACGACGUGCAACUUACACGCGUUCCCUCGCUGUCAAUAGCAUGGUCGGACACAUUCUUGGCCUGGGUGACCGACAUCCUUCAAAUUUGCUUCUGGAGCGUGCCACAGGCAAGGUAGUCCAUAUUGACUUCGGUGAUUGUUUCGAAGUCGCCAUGCACCGCGAAAAAUUCCCGGAGAAAGUCCCAUUCCGGCUUACGAGGAUGCUCACGCAUGCUAUGGAGGUCAGUGGCAUAGAGGGCAGCUUUAGGAGAACUUGCGAGAUUUCGAUGCGGGUCCUACGCGAUAACAAGGAAUCACUGAUGGCCGUUUUGGAGGCCUUUGUUUAUGACCCCUUGAUCAAUUGGAGGUUGAUGCAAGCCGAGGUUGACGUGCGCCGACAGGAAGACUCAGAAACUGAUCCGGAUCGUGCAGCCGAGUUGGCACGCUUAGCAGCUCAUCCCCAAGGACCUUCAAGGAAGCUUAAAGCAGAUGAGAACGACAUUUUCAACGAAACGAUGGGUGGUCUGGGUGCUCAGGAAGUUCGGAAUGAGCGUGCUUUGGCUGUAUACAACCGCGUUCAGCAUAAACUCACUGGCCGAGACUUCAACCCCGACGUCGCGCUCAACGUAUCGGCUCAAGUUGACAAAUUGAUCCUUCAGGCAACGUCCUUGGAGAACCUAUGCCAGUGCUUCUCUGGAUGGUGUGCUUUCUGGUAG